AUGGUAGAGGAUGUGAAGUCAACUUUCUUCCAGUUUGGCGCCUCCAUCCAGCAGGAGGCUCUGCUCAUGCUCAACAUCAUGGAGGAGUACGACUGGCACAUAUUCUCCAUCGUCACGUCGAAGUUCCCCGGCUACCAGGAGUUCAUCAACAUCCUCAAGACCACCGUGGACAACAGUUUCGUGGGAUGGGAUCUGCAGAAUAUCAUCAUUCUGGACGCCGUGGAGGAGGACAGCCGCUCUCAGAUCAUGCUCAAGAAGGUCCAGUCCCCGGUGGUCUUGCUGUACUGCUCCAAAGACGAGGCGGUCUACAUCCUGGAGGAGGCUCGCUCCCUGGGCCUCACCGGGUUCGGAUACAUCUGGAUCGUGCCGUCCAUCACGACGGGGAACCCCGAGAUCACGCCCGAAGAGUUUCCAUCGGGGAUGAUUUCGGUUUCGUACGACGACUGGGACUACCCGUUGGAGGCGCGAGUCCGGGACGGUCUGGGCAUCAUAACGUCCGCCGCGGCGGCCAUGUUGGAGGAGUACGGGGACAUCCCUGAAGCCAAGACGUCCUGUUAUGGUCAGAUGGAGAAGACGAGCAAGCUGCCACCCAGUGCGCUGCACAAGUAA
Messenger RNA from Notolabrus celidotus (New Zealand spotty), 609 nucleotides. RefSeq names its product glutamate receptor ionotropic, NMDA 2A-like. Lineage: Eukaryota; Metazoa; Chordata; Actinopteri; Labriformes; Labridae. The transcript has 3 exons. The record is from RefSeq and is a predicted model, not a curated record. The coding region runs from base 1 to 609 and encodes 202 amino acids.